This is a messenger RNA of Brienomyrus brachyistius, 6808 nucleotides long. RefSeq names its product WD repeat domain 11 (gene wdr11). Gene Ontology annotation, molecular function: protein binding. The transcript is spliced from 29 exons. Lineage: Eukaryota; Metazoa; Chordata; Actinopteri; Osteoglossiformes; Mormyridae. The record is from RefSeq and is a predicted model, not a curated record. The coding region runs from base 126 to 3830 and encodes 1234 amino acids. Gene Ontology annotation, cellular component: cytoplasm.
AUGCGACCACUCACGGAAUCAACACUUCCGGUUCGGUGUGAUCGUUAAAUAAACCGGCUAACUCAUAAACAGUGGAGCCUUAUUUAUAAUUUUGAUGUAGUGUUGCUGGCCUUUAAGUUGCUGUCAUGAUUCCUUACACUGUGAACAUAAAGCUGGCUGCUCGGACUUUGACUGGCACGUUACAUCUGCAAAACAAAACAGCUGUCGACUGGGGAUGGCAGGGGCUGGUCGCACAGGGCUGCCACUCCAGCAUCCUCAUCAUUGACCCCAAGACAGCCCAGACCAUUCAGGUUUUGGAGAGGCACAAAGCCAGUGUUGUUAAGGUGAAAUGGUCCAGGGAGAACUACCACCACGGCUUGAGUGCGCCCUACUCUCUCCGGCUGGCCUCGGCGGAUGCAGCCGGCAAGAUCAUCGUGUGGGAUGUGGUUAGUGGGACGGCCCACUGUGAGAUCCAGGAGCACUCCAAGCCCAUCCAGGACAUGGAGUGGCUGUGGGCGCAGGAUGCAUCACGCGACCUUCUGCUGGCCGUCCACCCCCCCAACUACAUCAUCCUUUGGAACGGCGACACAGGAGCCAAGCUGUGGAAGAAGAGCUACGCAGAGAACAUCCUGUCCUUCUCCUUUGACCCGUUCGACCCCUCCAACCUUGCCUUACUGACCAGCGAAGGGAUCGUGUUCGUCACUGACUUCUCCCACUCCAAGCCUCCGGGCAGUGGAGGCAAGAAGGUCUAUAUCGCCAGCCCCCACGCCAGCCCUGCUCACAACAAGCCGGCUCCCCCAACUGGAGCCAAAAAGGCACUGAAUAAGGUCAAGGUGCUCAUCACCAAUGAGAAACCCAGCACGGAGGCGGUGACCCUCAACGACUGCUUGCAGCUGUCCUACCUGCCCGCAAAGCGGAACCACAUGGUGCUGCUGUACCCACGCGAGAUCCUCAUCCUGGACCUGGAGCUCAGCCAGACGGUGGGCGUGGUGGCCAUCGAGCGCUCUGGCGUGCCCUUCAUUCAGGUGGUGCCGUGUGCCCAGAGGGAUGCCCUCUACUGCCUGCAUGAGAACGGCUGCAUCACCCUGCGACUGUGCCGCUCCGGGGCGCCCCCUCCCGAUGAAUCGGACCCCGAGCAGGCAGUCCAGGAGCUGGUGUAUGACCUGCGCUCACAGUGUGACGCCAUCCGGGUGACCAAGACGGUGCGCCCGUACCGCGUGGUCAUCUGCCCGGUCAAUGAGAACGCCGCCGCCCUGGUGGUCAGCGACGGCAGGGUCAUGCUGUGGGAGCUCAAGGCCCACGUCUCCAGAUCCGCCAGCAGUCUGGGGUCUGGUCUGGCUCCCCUCUACUCCCCGCUGUCAUUCUGCGGCACCCCGUUGAGCUCCAACCAGAAUAUGAUCCCGGACCUGUCCCUCAACAACAUGAUAGCGGGACAGGGGACCAUCCCGGGUGCGGAGCCGGCCCAGACCCCACAGCAACAGGAGGUGCUGCUGAAGUUCCUGCUGACAGGCCUCCUCUCGGGGCUCCCCCUGCCUCCCUUCUCCCUUCGCAUGUGCCCCCCACUCACCACCAAGAACAUCAGCCACUACCAGCCCCUCCUGGCCAUAGGUACGAGCAACGGCUCAGUGCUCAUCUACAACCUGACCAGCGGCCUUCUCCACAAAGAGCUGAGCAGCCACUCCUGCGAAGUCAGGGGGAUCGAGUGGGUCAGUCUCAGCAGCUUCUUGUCCUUCGCCACCUCUGCCCCCAACAACUUGGGCCUGGUGCGCAAUGAGCUUCAGCACACGCACCUGCCCACAGGAAGGAUGUUCGCUUUCCGAGGCGAGCGGGGGAAUGAUGAGCCGCCUAUUGAGAUGAUUAAAGUGUCCCACCUGAAGCAGUACCUGGUGGUGGUGUUUAAGGAGAAGCCCCUGGAGCUGUGGGACGUGAGGACGGGCACGCUGCUGCGCGAGAUGGCCAAGAACUUCCCCACCGUCACGGCGCUGGAAUGGUCACCUUCUCACAACCUGAAAAGUCUCAAGAAGAAGCAGCUGGCAGCCCGGGAAGCCAUGGCCAGACAGACUGUGUCUGACGCGGAGCAGAGCAGCGUGGAAUCCUCAGUCAUAAGCCUGCUGCAGGACGCGGAGAGCAAGUCGGAGCUAAGCCAAGGCAUCUCCGCUCGCGAGCAUUUUGUGUUCACCGACACUGACGGUCAGGUGUACCACAUCACCGUGGAGGGGAACUCGGUGAAGGACGGCGCUCGCAUACCGCCCGACGGCAGUAUGGGUAGCAUCGCCUGCAUCGCUUGGAAGGGGGACACCCUGGUACUGGGCGACGUUGACGGGAACCUCAACUUCUGGGAUCUGAAAGCCCGUUUGUCCAGGGGGAUUCCCACGCACCGGGGCUGGGUGAAGAAGAUCCGCUUUGCCCCAGGCAAGGGCAACCAGAAGCUGCUGGUCAUGUACACAGAUGGGGCCGAGGUGUGGGACACCAAAGAGGUCCAGAUGGUCAGCAGCCUCAGGGUCGGCCGCAACGUGACCUACCGCAUCCUGGACAUCGACUGGUGUACCUCCGAUAAGGUGGUGCUGGCGUCGGACGAUGGCUGCAUCCGGGUGCUGGAGAUGGCCAUGAAGUCAGCCAGCUACCGGAUGGACGAGCAGGACCUCACAGACCCCGUGUGGUGCCCAUAUCUCCUACUCCCCCGGGCCGCCCUCACUCUGAAGGCUUUCCUCCUGCUGCAGCCCUGGUCUGGCUCCUUCACCAUGGACAUCACCCAGGUGGAUUAUACAGAAAAAGAUGAAAUUAAGGGCCUGAUCCAGGAGCAACUAAACUCCCUCUCCAAUGAUGUCAAGAGUGUUCUGCAGGCUCCUCAGCUAAAUGUCCUUCAGCGAUGCCUUCUUGUGUCGCGGUUAUUUGGGGAUGAAUCGGACCUGCAGUUCUGGACGGUGGCGGCCCACUACCUACAGACCUUCUCCCAAGAGCGCCAGGCGGGUGUUGCCUCCAGCGACGGCCAGGCUGAGAGCUCUCAGGGGGCGCCGGUGAGCCAUCUGGAGAUCUGUCAGGACACACUGUGCGAGAGUGCCUACUUCCAGAGGUUUCAGUUGGAACGAGUGCACCUCCAGGAGCUGAAGAGAUCUAGCUACGAACACACAAAGAAAUGUGCCGACCAGCUUCUCCUGCUGGGACAGACGGACCGGGCGGUGCAGCUGCUCCUGGAGACGAGUGCAGACAACCCUAGCUACUACUGCGACUCUCUGAAGGCCUGCCUGGUGACCACCAUCACCUCUUCAGGCCCUUCACAAAGCACCAUCAAACUGGUGGCCACCAACAUGAUCGCCAAUGGAAAGCUGGCAGAGGGUGUGCAACUGCUGUGCCUAAUAGACAAGGCGGCCGAUGCCUGCCGCUACUUACAGACGUAUGGGGAGUGGAAUCGUGCUGCCUGGCUGGCCAAGGUCCGCCUGAAUCCCUCCGAGGCCUCCGACGUGUUAAAACGCUGGGUGGAGCAUCUCUGCUCCCCACAGGUGAACCAGAAGUCCAAAGCCAUCCUAGUGCUCCUCUCCCUGGGCUGUUUCCACAAAGUUGGCGAGAUGCUCCACAGCAUGAGGUACUUUGACCGCGCAGCUCUGUUCAUCGAGGCCUGUUUGAAGUACGGCGUCAUGGAGGCCAACGACGUCACCAAUAAGCUGAUUGGUUCAGCUUUCGCCGACUACGCCAGGCUGCUGCGCACCUUGGGCCUAAGGGAAGGGGCUGCACUGUGGGCCUCGCGAGCUGGUGGCGCUGGCGAGGAGCUCCUGGAGGAGCUCUUCCAGCCUGGGGAUGAAGCAGAUGGGGGCCUGGAAGAAGCGGAGGGGGUUCUGGAAUCCCCCAAAUAAAAAAAAUGGUGACAAUAGACUUGCGGGGUAGAGCUUGGGUGGGCCUUUGGGUCAUUGUAGGUUCAGGUAGGGUGGUAGUAACCUGAUUGAAGAGGAUGAAUAGGAAUAUGUAUGCAGGAAGGAUUUUUUAUUUGAUUUUUUAUGAUUGCAGUCUAUUUCAACCUUACAUUCCACUCCCUUUAGUUCCCAGUUCCCUUCUCUACCUCACUUCCUGUCCUACUUCCUGUCUGUGGACCUCCCCAAAACGAACCGGCAUCAUAUUCUGCACUCACUUUUCCUUUACGUAGAAAAGUAACUGGAUAGAUCCAGGCUAAAGAUGAAGUGCAUUCCAUACCUCUGUGUGCACUGCGUCUGUAUCGGUGUUGGCUCUGCCUGAUGUUUGUUGCACUUUAAUGGGUUUAUUUUUUCCCUGAUUAUUCAAUCGGCUUGUGCCAUGCCACUGUGAGUACACUAGAGGGCACUCUUCCAGGUGUGUACACUGUGUCAUAGGCCAGUAGGCAGAGAGAGUUAUGGGAAAUGCCAACAUGCAUGCAGUCAGUCAGUCAUAUGUAAUGUUUCCAGGGAUAGUGAUAUCAAAACAGUUUUGUGCUUGAUAUGAUAGUUUAAACCUAUAAAACUCUCUCACUGCUGUAGCUCACUACUCAGUAGUAUUGCACUUAAAUUGACUAGCCAUAAAUGAUACAGAAAUUAUAGUUUAAAUUCGUUUGCCUUUCUUUCUUUGCCUUUUUAAAUCAAGGACUGAAUGUGGUAGGUUUGCUGGCGUAAAGCCAAAUAGCACAGCCCCCUGGGACGAUUACCUUAAAAGGCCCGUUUCCAAGUAAAACGGCCUCUCUAGGAUGUGUUCUCAUUGCGUGUCGUAGACUCAGGUGUGUCAGCCUUUGGUCUGACUCUUUAGGACUUUAGAGAUGGGUGUCGAAAAUCUGCUUCACUACAUCUCCACUGUAACCACAUUCCUAUUUGAAAUGGAAAUCUCUGCUCAGUAUCCCUCUGCUUAUAAUAAACAGAAAUCAAAAAAACAUUUUAUCAUCAUUAAGCAAUUCAAAAGAGGUAUUAGUACUUUGAUUUGGCCAAGCUAAUUUGAUCUGCACUUCAUCUGCUCACGUUCCCCCUCUUUCCCAUUUUUUUGUGGAUGAAUUUUAUACACAAUUGCACCCUCUAGUGAAACUCCUAACACAUUGCAGAGGCAUUGCAGACAAUCACGUUAUUAUACCCUAUAUAUUGGUUGUGUACAUUUCAUGAAUAAAAAGCAAACGUGUUACUUUAAUAGAAAAAAGAACAGUGAUUACCUUCAGAGCCACUUUGUCUGAAUAAACAACAUGUCUGAUCUUGAGAAGACAUGAAAGGCGGCUGUAGUCUGAAAUGGGCCUAAUGUUUACUUGGUUUCCCUAAUGGGUACUUGGUGUAGAGCAAGGGGAAGGUCUUUGAACUGCUCUGGACGCAAACCCUCUCUCUUUGUGACUACUUGAGUAAAAUUCAAAACCCCUCCCCACAACUCUCGCUUUCCUUGCUUUGAAUCUGUUCAAAGAUGUUUAAAAAUAAGUAUUUGAAUAAUGUAUAACUGCUUUUGCAAAUACCACAUCUUUGGAGAUUUUACCAUAGGUAUGGUCUGCCGUAACACCCCCCCCCCCCCGAGAAGGCCCAAAAAACAUGGAGCUAUUAGUGAUGAGAACAUAAAGAGCAGAAUGGAAACUGUUUUGCUGACAUCCUGCUCCUUUGGGUGGGUAACAGAUCUGAAAGAUUAGCCGCUAUUUCCUAUUUUUUUUUCUUCAUUUGCGCUGAUGCGUCUCACUGCUCCAGUUUCCGCCCAGUAUCGCACAUUAAUGAGAACAGGGCAUUUGAUAUGACCUCUGAAUGGAUAUUGGGGAGGGUGUUUCAAGUAUUUGAACCCUGCAGCACAGGGAUUAACAGAACCGUGGAGUAAAGUAUUGAAGAGUGAGUGAAGAAUCCCAAUUUGCCGAUACCCCUGCCUGCUUACUAAAGAGGGCGUUCAGCGUGGUGUGGGGCAAAUGGACACUCCGUGGUGAUUGGCCCAGGCCACAGAAGCCUCUGCCUCCUUUGGGUGACGUGAUGCUCGUGUUGGAUCAUAAGUGGCCAGUCUGAGACAUAUCUCAGCAAACUUAAUUUAUUUCUGUUUUGGCAGUAAAAUUCUGUCCAAAUUUCUCUGCUGUUUCUUCUUGUAUUUGUUUGUUUCUCACCCAAGUUGUUACUUUAAAUUCAUUUGCCAUUUUUCUUCAGCUGUUUAUUGUUUUUGGCAAUGGAAGAAAAAGCGAAAAGGCAGGCAAAUUUGAUAAUAAAAAAUUUGAUAUAUUAUGUGACCCACAGUCUUUCGAAAGGACCCACACUAGUUUAUAUUUCAGAUGACGAAUAAUUUCAAAUACCAAUGUAAUACUUCAUGUUAAGGGCCAGUUUUUGUGUUGGCUUGACAUUCUCUAGCUGAAAUUUGAAAUUACAUAUGAUUACCAAUGACUCACACUAUCAGCAAUUAGCAGAUGGAUGAAAGUUACUAUGUUCUGCUUUCAUUUAAGUUACAGUUUAUAACCUGUUACUCUCUGCAGUAUCUGUACAUUCCCCUGUGAUUUGUGCGUGCACAGUCUGGUGGUAUUAUGCAUGUCAAGGAUAUUUUGUAAAUUAGGUAUCGUAAUCUACACACUUCCCAGAUGCUGAGUACUGCUGUUUCUUGUUGACCUCCCUUAUUUCCCAAGGAUAUUCGCUUCAAAUACGUUUAUAAAUCUGUGUAAAAUCAUUGUUUGAAUAACUGCUGUUAUAUGUUUUCAUGAUUGUGAUUCAUUUUUGGAUUAAUUGAAAUACAGUAUAUGAAUGUUAUGACUCUCACUUGUUUGUUUAUUAUAUCAAAUGAAGUACUUUUGCCUGAUUUCCUUUUGAAUUUGUUCGUUGAAUUUUCACUGUAUGUCUGUGGUAGAAAACCUGUACAAAGCUUUAUGUAUAUACAUUGAGAAAUAAAAUACUUUGAAAUGGUG